AUGGUUGAAUUCUGCGAAAAUGUUUCAGAAAUUACAUGCAAUUUUGAAGCAAUUGGAGAGAAACUUUCAUCAUUUAUCUUGUCAAUAUGUUCUAAAGAUACUGCUCAUAUCGCCUUUAACGGGAUAUUAGAGUUCAUUGGAUAUAUAGUUGAAAAUAAUAAAUCGGUUAAGUUAGAUUCCCCCGAAGCAUUUAGUGAUCUUACUUCACUCAUAGAGCUCACAACUACUUUAAUUGUUGCAAGUCAAUUAAAAAAUUCUGAUUUUUGCUUUCCUCGAAGUUAUUUAUUCAACUAUCUUAAUCCUUUCAAAAUUAACUUAUUUUCAAUUCAACAUGAAGAAGAUGAAAAUGAAUUCAGUAUAAAAGAUCAUCUCGAAGAAAUAUUAAAACAAUCCUUUGCGAGAGCUAAGGCUCAUAUGGAAAAUAAUAAAUUAACUUUUGGGCUUUAG
Messenger RNA from Dentiscutata heterogama, 447 nucleotides. The record is from the annotation of a GenBank genome assembly. NCBI's taxonomy places the organism in Eukaryota, Fungi, Glomeromycota, Glomeromycetes, Diversisporales, Gigasporaceae.